AUCAAGACCCAACUGUUGUGAUUGGGACUGAGGGACAGUCCGUAAUCAUAUCAUGUGGCACUGAGCUGGACAUCAUAGCCGCCUCAGAGAAACACUGGUGCCGCUUGGACAGUGCAGGAUUUUGUCAGCCAGACACAAUCAUGAGUUCUAAAAAUAAAACCAGAGAGGAAUUCAAGAUCCUUGACAGUCAUGGCUCAUUCUCCCUGGAGAAGCACCAGCUGACACACAACGAUUCAGGAUUUUACCGACUCAUUCAGAUAUUUCCACAUCAGACAAAGGCCUGUGUAGUGGAACUCCAGGUUAAAGACAAACCCAAAUUUUUGCACAUCAGUCCCGUUCAGGACAGGCCAAAGCCAGACAAGCCUUUUGAGAUCAUGUGCCAGUAUUCCCAGGAGUUGCAGGAAUUUUGGAAAAAUUGGCUAUGUGACGAUUCAGAGUGUCCUGAGACAGUGAAGAGCGUAGACGAUAGGUUCAGGUCUGCCCUAGUACUGACUAUUGAUCACGUGGCUUGCUCAAAUAUUAGAUCUUUCCAGUGUUUGGCAAAGACGUCAGGGAGCACUGUAAGAUCCAGUGUUUACCAGAAACCUUUGAUCCAGAAUCCUGUUGUAAAUGUGGAAUUAUAUAAUGUAAAGAAUGGGACUGUAAAGGUCACUGCUUACAGCCAGCUUAAUCUCAUUUGUUUUAAACCUAACAGGUAUAAUUGGGACAGAUGGGAUGCAAGGUAUAAUGACUUUUAUUAUUAUGACCACACUUACUGGUGUAGAGUGAGUUACGAUCACUGUCUGCAAGUGAGAAAGAAUGUACUAGAGACAUUAACCUCAGUCACAUUAGAAAUAUGUGUGACGCCAAAUGAUGAUGGAACAACAUAUCGCUGCUCACCCGGGAAUAAAGAGGUUCGAAUUGUUGUCAUCGCACCUCCUCCUCAACGAGUCAUUCCAGCUGUGAGGCCCAUAACUCCCGGGAACGUUCUACCAAAAGCCAAUAGCGGCAUAGAGCAUGGAGUUGGCAUCAUAAUAGUAUUGACCAGCGUAAUACUUCUUAUCAUCAUUGUGUGUGUUACUGUCACCACAUGCAAGGGUCAAAGACUCAGACAAAGGUGCUGUGUGUUGUUUGUAAGGAGAACACCGCUGUCAGCAGUUAACGUCCAUGCAAAUAUGUACGCAAACUCAGUCGCCCAGUAUUACAGUCACCAUCGUCAUCAGGUUCCCCCACCUGAUAACCAGGCUGAAGGGGAUGAUAAGGAGACCUCAAGCAGCCUGGAUGAAGAGUUUGAGGAGUUGCCUGUUCGCCCAAAGACAGAGGACACAGAUUACGUCAGAGUUAACCCCUUAGGAGCUGCAAGGAACAGUGAAAAGUUUGGCCAAGGUGGGCUCCUGCCUUGUAAUUAUGACAACAUGUGUGGGGACGCUGCUCAGAGUAGCUCAGGGUGCGCUAACAACAUGGAAGAUGAUGAUGAUGAAGAUGAAGUCACCUACACUCACGUGAUCAUCAAACCCAAACACAGACUUUAGUAGCUGCAUGAGGAACUGUGGGAUGGUGGACAGCAUCAGCGUGAGGAUGAUGAUGAGCUGAGUGAAUUAUUCUGACAGGUCUGACUCGACUAUCUGUACUGCAUAUGACAGCUAAACAAUCUUAGUAGCUAACAUUGGCAGCAUAAGCUAAUAUUUUAUUUAUACAACACAGCAAACAUCUGUUUGCUUAAAAAGCUUACACAUUUUGUACUUCAAGCAGAAAAACUAGACAGUGCAGAUCAGCUGUGCAUGUACCAGAUCUGAUGCAGACUUUUGCAGGCUUUAAAGCAUAACAAUUCUACAUUAAACAUAUCAUACAUAUACAGUCAUAUAGUUUAUUUAGCUGUUGAUCUGUCUUUUCCAACCUCUGUGCAGAUCUGUCAGGCCGGCCAGGGGGUUAAGAAACAAUGUAAAACGUAAGGCCUUGUUUUUAUUUGCGAAACAGCUAAAAACUGGGGUGUGACUUCAGUAUUUUGAAUGAGGUUAGUGAUAAGCCGACUCCAGGUCAACCCUCACAAUCAAAGUCUACUGUUAAAAUUUGAGCAGGUUUAAUUCCACUUGUGUAUGGAGGGAGAUAUUCCUGAAUAGCAGGAUAUACACCUGGAGCAAUAAAGAUGACACAUACAGACUUCUGGCUUGUCUCUAAAACCUCAAUAAAGAAAAGGUUUUACAGUCCAUACUUUAACAAGGUCACUGACUGCUUUUUUUCUACUUAGAUUUUUUAUUAAUCUUUUACAUGUUAAAUAAUUGUUGUACAUACACUUAGGUUAACAAUACAUUUGACAGAUGAAUUAAGGUAGUGUCCAAAAUGUAACAAACAUACAGAUAAAAUAAAGUUAAGAAGAAAAUGCAUGUUGAGAGUUUACAUUCAAUGGUCAGUUUAUUCUAGCAGUUCCCAUCGUGUUAGAUGUUCCUCAUUGCUGUUUUAGGUCUUGAACAAUGUCCACUUCUGCCAUUUUCCAACCAGUUGUGUCUCUUGCAUUCUUAAAUGAUGCCAGUUUUUCCAUUAUGUAUAUUUCCUCUACUAUCUCUGUCCAUUGUUCUUGAGUAGGAGGUUCCACCUACAGCCAUUUCUUGGUAAUAGCUUUUUGCUAGCUAUUAGCAAUGUUUUGAGCAGGUACCUAUCUUUCUUUUGAACAUUUCCCUCAGUGAAGUUACAAAAAUAGAAUACCAUGUAAGUCAUAGCUAGAUCAUAUCCCAAUAUUUUCUGUAUAGCUUCAAAAUGUGUCAAUUUCCAUAACGGUAGAAUUUGUAGACAUUUCCAGAAUAUAUGUGUGUGGUCCACUUCUAAUGCUCCACAAUCUCUCCAGCAUGGAAGAUUUAUGUUUGAGUAAUUACUCUUAACCUAGGGUGUAAUAUAAUAUGUACUGUAUAUUCCACAUAUUUUGCCAAUGAUUAUCUAAAAUGUUUGUGUUGCGUUUUUUCCCAUUUUUCUUAUACAUAUUUGGUUGAAUGCUUAUUUGCCAUCAGUGCUUGGUAUAGUGUGGAUAUAAUUCUAGUUUCAGUAUCUUUGUACAAAUCAAUCAUAGUUUGAAUCACACUGUCUACUUCGAUGGAGGGGUCUCUUUUAAUUUCUUUCUUAUAGUAGACCCUUAGUAGUACCUACAGAAUUCAUGUUUGCCUAGAUCAUAUUUUUCCUUCAUAUUCUGGAAACACUCCAGUUCUCCAUCCUUCCCUAACGUGCACCAUGCCGUGAUUCCCUUGGUGACCCACUGUUUAAAACCCUUAUCAUAUCAAGAUGGCUUGAAAUUACUAUCAAAUGCUAUCCACUUUAGUAGAUAUGCAUCUUUCUUUAUCCUGUCUUUUAAUCAUUCCAAACCAUAAUUCAAAAAUCUAGUGGCAGAUUAGAUCUUUCAAUGUCAUCAAUGUCUUUUUGUGUCUCCUUAUUUAUCUUGUUGUAGUUUGCUUCGUAUAAUUUAGAUAACUCUUUAGUGAUAUUAACUCCCAAGUAUUUUCUUUUCUUUAGUUUCCAAUUGAGAUUAAAUAAAUCCUGGACUGUUGUUGAUGGUGUAUAGUUAAAUGCACGUGCACACAUGCAAAGGUCCGCCCAACACUGCUUGCAGCUUAAAUUAUAAAUAGUAUUCAACUUUAUAUAACACCAAGUUUGGGUACAAUGUAAAUCCAAUUAGCCAGGAGGAAAAGUUAAUGUGUGAUCCUCCGAUUACUUUGGAAGACACUGCCCAGAUAGCAAGACUACAUUGAAUAAAUAUUGAUUUUCCAUCUGAAUCAUCAGAAUGGUUGAGAUUGAAAUCUCAACCCUAAAUAAAUGUUGAAUCAAUAUUGCAGUACUGAUGAAAAACGACCAUGUAUGAGCGUGACAUUGGAAUAAUAUUGAUUUAUAGUUGCCCCGAUUAUACUUGAUUAAGCAUUGAUUUGUAGUUGAUUGGGUAACAACAACAAUGUUGAAAAAUCAUCUAUUUAUAGUUGACCAGAAAUGACAUGAUAUUGAAAAGCCAUUGAUUUAUAGUUGACCGGGAAACAUGAUUGAAAAGUCAUUGAAUUAUAGUUGACCGGGAAACAUGAUUGAAAAGUCAUUGAAUUAUAGUUGACCAUGAAACAGGAUUGAAAAGCCAUGGAUUUAUAGUUGACCGGGAAAUAUGAUUGAGAAAUCAUUGAAUUAUAGUCAACUGCCAGUCAGUCAGAACUGAAGAAGUCCUUUGGAUGAGGGACGAAACGUCUUCCAGUAUCUUCAACCAAGUCCAGUUGCCCUUGAUUUUAACCUUCGUUGGAUAACAUUGAAUUAUAGUUGACAGGGAAACAUGAUUGAAAAAUCAUCUAUUUAUAGUUGACCGGGAAAUGACGUGAUAAAAGCCAUGGAUUUAUAGUUGACCGGAAAAUACUAUAUGAUUGAAAAGUCAAUGCAGCAUUAUUGACCGGGAGACCAUCGCUUGGUGGAUCAACGUUCCUGAACCCCACACAUCUCACAAGUCCACAUCAGGUAAGCACAUAUUUAUUUAUCUAAUGUUUAAUUGUACCAAAUUUGUAGACAUUUAUCAUUUAUUGACAUUGUCUAACAUUAUAUGCAGUCAUAGACUAUAUACAAGUGUUUCAAUACCAUUUUAUACUGACAAAUAGCACAAUAUCCAAGCUCCAUCGUAUUAGGAUAAGUUACUUCUCUAGUAUAAAUGCUAACUUUAUCACCAGAAGAUAAUAUCCUGUACAGGACUGUAAAUUAUGUUAAAAACUGUAAUUUAUCUUUUCUCAGAUUUUGACUGCUUUGCGAAAUAUAUGCACACCUUUCUCAUGCUCGUAACUGAUCUUAGCUAAUGCCCCUGUCAUUUAACUUUAAAUAAGCCAGCUAACUUGAUACAUCUGUCAGUCUUCUACAAGUUUCAGCCUCCAGAUUCAAUCUAUGACUGCAUUUAAUGUUUGACAAUUUAAAUAAUAUUAAACUAUAAACAUCAAUGGAUUCCACCACAGCCA
Micropterus salmoides (largemouth bass) is the source of this 4934-nucleotide messenger RNA. RefSeq lists its product as uncharacterized. The record is from RefSeq and is a predicted model, not a curated record. Lineage: Eukaryota; Metazoa; Chordata; Actinopteri; Centrarchiformes; Centrarchidae.